CCUAAUUUCUAAUAUUAUACAUUUAUAUACACAUCAUAAAUCUUAAUUUAAUUUUAAUGCGAUUAACAGAAGUAAUUGUUAACAUAUUUCGCCAUCUAAGUUCCUUAAUGUAAAAUAAAACCCAUUACAUGUCAAAGAUUUUUACUUAGGAAACGAUAAUUAUAUUGCAUUGGCAACACUGCGCUGGAGUCAACAACAAAAGUAGAACAAUAACAAUUGAAGUAAUUGAAACGUAAAAUAAAUUUAUUUUCGCACAAUUAACUUGGAUCGGAAUUCGCUAAAUUAAUAAUAUUAUAACAAUACGGUAAAAAUAUGCUCUCGUUCUUCUCCAAGAAAAAACAAGACACAGAUUCUGCAGAAGAAGCGAUACAAGGACCUACGGAUUCUACCCAGUUGAAUGAAGGUGGAGACGACUUCAUUUUCAUAGAACGAAAAACUUCAGACCACGAUCCUACUAAGUUUUCAGCACAAGGUAUAGGAAUGUAUCCGCCUAUACCUCCCGCAUUUGGAAUGGGUAGGUUUCCGGGACAACCGGUUUAUUCACCUAUGACUAAUGUCGCCAGUGCAUCGGACAACGUGUCACCAGUACCAUACGUACAAGGCGUUCCCUUUGAGUUAGCGCCACAGCUUAGCACAAAAAGUGAUUUUGAAGUAACACAAUUGCAAGUUGACAGCAUUUUAGCUCUGUUGACUCGUCAAAUGUCGGUGGACGAAAACGAAGAAUAUAAUUUUGCACUAGAAAGAUCAAUACAAAAUGAAUGUUAUUAGGUUGGAAAAUCGUUUAUAUAUCUGAUUUAUUUAGUUGUAAGAAAAUUAACGAAUGAAUAAAUUUAGUACGACAUUAAAAUCUCGAUUUUGUUUUUGUAAUCGAUUUAAGAUAUGUACAUACAUCUUGAUUUGCAUUACAGAAGAACUUCAGCUUUAUUAGAAUUUAAGAUUGUAGUUUGAAGAAAUACUAUUAUUUUAUAGAUAAAUUAAAAUGAUAUAAAUAAAGAAUAUUAAAGAAAGCUAUCGUGACAAUUUUUCCAGUAUAACUCUUGUUGGGUAUGUACAUAGGCGUAUAUCAGCUGAUAGUGACAUUUGAGGCCUUGAAUGGAAAUAAUAGUAUGUUUGUGUUCAUUCAUACAUUCCAUCCGUGCUUUAAACAAAAACAAUUUUACUGGCUAUGGUUAGUAUUCGACUCUGGUUUUUUGCUUAUACCAUUUAGAAAAAUUACUCACCCUUCUCAUAUAGUGUUGACAAAGUGUAUCGUCGUACUGACGCAAUUUAUUAAUAUCAAGGAGAUAUCUUUAUAACAAAUCAAAAAGAUGAAAUCUAGUUCUAUUACGGCAGGCAAUAUUUCCAAGGCGGGAUCUGACUUGGAACAGCUUGCACAACAACAGCAGUUAUAUGUUGAAACUUAUUCGGUGUAUGUGGUGACAUGGAAUGUAGGCACCCGUUUUCCGGACAAUAUCUCAUUGCGUUCACUUUUGGGUCUUCAAGGUGUCGAUGACCAGAACACACAAGAUUUGCCCGACAUUUACGCUAUUGGCUUGCAGGAGGUUAACGUUCAACCACAACAACAGAUGCUGGGUCUAUUUAAGGAAGAUCCUUGGACACACAAAAUAAAGAAAUUACUUCGUGACUACGACUAUGUGGUAAUUAAAUCAGAACAAAUGCAAGGGUUAUUACUUUCUCUGUUUGUACGUCGUGUUCAUGUGAAACAUAUGCGUGACAUAGAACCGGAAUUCACCCGUACCGGUUUUGGAGGAAUGUGGGGCAAUAAAGGUGCAGUGAGUAUUCGAUUCUCUUUGUAUGGUUGCGCAAUUACGUUUGUGGUCGCUCAUUUGGCUGCGCAUGAUAAACAUUUGGAUGAGCGCAUCGAGGACUAUGAACAAAUUAUGGAAAACCAUCACUACCACGUACCACACUACCGUGAAAUCUAUGAUCACGAUUAUGUUUUUUGGUUCGGCGAUUUAAAUUUUCGUUUGAUGGGCGACGAUAGUCCUGCUGAAGUUCUAGCUGCCAUUAAAAAUGAGAAACUGUCUGAACUUAUUGAACGCGACCAAUUGUUGCACGUGCGCACGAAAUUGCAAAAAGCAUUUCACUUAAUGCAUGAACGUUUACCGGCUUUUCCACCAACAUUUAAAUUUCAUGAAGGAACUUCGAAUUAUGAUUUAAAACGCCGCCCUGCAUGGACCGAUCGUAUAUUAUAUGCUCUACAACCGCUCAACAAACGUCCAGACGAGAGAUUAGCAAUCGAACAAAGAUCAUACAAAUCAUUUCCAGCAUAUAACAUUAGUGACCAUAAGCCAGUGAGCAGCGAAUUUAGCGUUAAACUUUAUCCGAACUACCGAGCACCUUGUGUCAACUUUAAAGAAGUCGCCGAGUGGAAAAUUGGUGAAGAAAAUACAGUGGAAUAUGUAAAACCGAAUGACUUCGAGGAACGCAAUCACGAUUGGAUCGGUGUUUAUCGUGAGGACUUCGCAAGUUUAAAUGAAUAUAUCGGUUAUGAAUAUGUAAACCAAGCGGAGUCACCACCAUCGUCACCCGACGCACCUGUAGAUCCCUUCUUUGAAACACCAGGUCCACAACGUUCACGCCGUCACCAACAUCGCAAUCGUGAGCGUUUGCGUCGUCAACAGUUGCAGGACGAAGAAGACAUUCGACUCGACUUCUCAGAUGACAUCAAUAUGCGAGAUGGCGAGCGUUAUUUGCUAAUAUAUUUCCAAAACUCUGGCAUGCGGGGCGUAACCAGCGUAUCUGGUAUGAGUAACAUAUUUCGUGCAGUUAUGCCCAGAGGAAAUGCUAAUUAAUAUUUUUAACUUAGCUAAUAUGCAAUUUGUUUAUAUUUCGUGACUUAUUUAAAUACGUUUUAGUUUUUAUUAUAUCAAGGCGAAAGACAUGUACAUACAUUAAUAAUUUAUUGUAUACAUACAUACAUAUGUAUUCCGAGUUAUGAAUAUUUAGUCAAUUUAAGAACAAAUAAUACGCAUUUAGACACGUUUUUAAAACAUUCUAUAUGUAGUGUGUGAUAAUGAUAAAAGUACUAACAAUUUAAAUAAAAGUUGUACAGUUUACAUUUUUGACGAUGGAA
Bactrocera oleae (olive fruit fly) is the source of this 3076-nucleotide messenger RNA. NCBI's taxonomy places the organism in Eukaryota, Metazoa, Arthropoda, Insecta, Diptera, Tephritidae. The record is from RefSeq and is a predicted model, not a curated record.